Molecule: messenger RNA, 2184 nt
Organism: Penicillium malachiteum
Lineage: Eukaryota; Fungi; Ascomycota; Eurotiomycetes; Eurotiales; Aspergillaceae
Product: putative protein kinase
Exons: 2
Coding region: 1-2184 (727 amino acids)
Biological process (GO): protein phosphorylation
Molecular function (GO): protein kinase activity; ATP binding
Source: RefSeq, a predicted model, not a curated record
AUGUCUAUGUUCAGACCAGCAGGGGAGAUAUCUUCAUCGGAGUCCGAAUCAGAUAAUGAAAGCGUCUCUGAGAGAGGAACUGAAUCCGAGGUAGAGAAACCAUACACUGGUCAAAAACAGCCAUCCAAUUCUGACCAGUGGGACAAUUCGAGUUCUCUUGAAGAUGUAUCGGCCUUGUCACAGGAUGCUCUGGAUACCAAUGUGGAGCGACAUGCAAAUGUGAUGACAGCCGCCUUGCUGGAAUUCUAUUGCCAAAGUCGAGCGGCCGACAUUCUCAAUGCCCAACAGGGCUCCCACAGAAAUUUCUCUCGGCACAGUCCUGAGGUUCAGUAUCUGGGAAAGCAACUGUACAAGUACAAGUCUCAGUUUUUGGCAUCACACGGUGUCAUGCCAGAAGGGAUUGAGAAAGAAGAAUUGGGUGCAGUAAGACAAAGCUAUCGUGACAAUUUGGACAUUCUUGGACUCUCGGCCCUUGAGAAUAUCGACUUGAACCAGUCAACUUUGCGCUCCCCUAUUGAGACUGGCGAGAACCUUGCGUUGAUUGCCAGGCCCUCACGACACCAACAGCCAACGGCCGAAAACGAAAGUCAAUUCUGGCAAAAACAACAAGAUAAUUCACAACUUCCACCCCUUGAGAAUAUCGAUAUCCUGGGGAGCAUUCCCAGAAUCCCACGAAACCCAGCUGGCUCUUCAAUGCCUCUUUUUGGAAGCUCUCCAGUCGGUGUUCCAUUGUUCAAUGGACCUGCCGGCCCCUCAUAUAAUCAUAUGUCUCGUUAUUCGGUGGAAUUCAGCGAACUCAAGAUUCUGGGUCGGGGUUCCUUUGGUGAGGUCUAUCAGGUCAAAAACCAUAUAGAUGGACAGGACUAUGCAGUCAAAAAGAUACCGCUUAGCCAACGACGGCUUGAUCAAUUACAGUACGGCGGUCAGAACCAACUGGAGACUAUCAUGAAAGAAAUCCGGACACUGGCCCGUUUGGAGCACAAGAAUAUCGUUCGGUACUACGGAGCCUGGGUGGAACAGGCACAUAUUUCGAGCCACGCGACUCUUCACUCGAAGUCAGAAGCCAGCUACGACCACUCACAUAUUCAUCUGCCCAAUAAUGGUUCUAUCCAUGAACCCAGUAUGGGGAUCGUGUUUGAACAUUCGGAGAGCUCAAUUUUCGAAUCUCAUGUCAGCUCCCUUCCCGACGACCAUGGUUUUCAUGAUCGGCUUGAGCGCUUAGACAGCCACGCGACAACAUCUUCCCGCCAUACAAGAAAAAGCUCAACUGUUGAGUUGGAAGAUGAUGAUGAUAUCGAGUCCAUACCUCGGAAUUUUAAAAAUCACUCGCAUGGUCAAACAUCUACCUUCGGGGAGACUGACGACAUUUUCACCGAUGGAUUAAGUCAGGAUCGCUCGAAAAUGCUACAACGUCAUCACGGAUCCAAGCACCCGCCACCAGCUGUCAUCCUUCAUAUCCAAAUGUCUCUUCACCCCAUCUCUCUGAGUUCAUACUUGAAUCCUCAGGUGGGAGAAAGGAGCAAAAGCAAUGAUGAUGAAACCCCAUCGCGACGUCACUGUUUCCAUUUAAUGCCAUCACUACGUCUUAUUCUCGAUAUUGUCUCGGGAGUGGAGUAUUUGCAUUCAAAGGGAAUUGUGCACCGAGAUUUGAAACCAGCCAAUAUCUUUCUCUGCUCUCCUGAAAAUCACAACUUGGAAAUCUGUGCAUCCUGCAGCGCUAGUGACGACUGCCAGUCACCCUUGCACUAUUGCCGUCCUCGCAUCGGCGACUUCGGCCUCGUUGCUGAUAUUUCGCAUAUCGAUGAAUGUACCACCGAUGGUGCCGUGACUCCAUUCCACGAAGGUCCCAAAAUCCAACGAGUUAUCGAUGAGAAACUGGACGUCUAUGCGCUUGGUGUCAUAUUGUUCGAGCUUAUCUACCAACUCAACACUAAGAUGGAGCGCCAGCUGGUCUUGAAUAAUCUGACCCGGAGGUCAACCUCUUUGCCUGAUGACUUUGCCCGCAAGAUCGAUCACGGUGAGACCAAGCUUAGUACAGGAGAUUCUGUCGCAGACUCUUUGAGGGCCUGUAUCGAGGGUAUGUUGACACCACAGUCACAGCUUCGCUGGUGCUGUCAGGAUGUCAAGGAACAUUUACGUUUGAUUUAUCAAGCCGUCAAAAAGCUACAGUCAGAUGAGGCAUGA